This is a messenger RNA of Malassezia restricta, 1101 nucleotides long. RefSeq lists its product as uncharacterized. The coding region runs from base 1 to 1101 and encodes 366 amino acids. The record is from RefSeq and is a predicted model, not a curated record. The transcript has a single exon. NCBI's taxonomy places the organism in Eukaryota, Fungi, Basidiomycota, Malasseziomycetes, Malasseziales, Malasseziaceae.
AUGGCGCCGAGGCCGCUGGCCGAUGUGUGGGUGCGGUUUCUGGCCACGCCGGACAAGCUGUGCUUGGACUUGCGCUCGCGUGCGCACUUUGAUGCCGGCCACAUCCGACACGCCGUGUGCAUCGAGGGCUUGGAGGCGCUGCGCACGCGAUUUAGCACGCUGCCACCACGCCACGUCCCCUUUCUCGUGGUGUGCCAUGCCCACGAGGCGGAGCAGGUGUGCUCGGCGUUUGUGCCCAAGGAGCGGUGGCACAUUGUCGGCGUCAUUGGCGUCGGCGAUGCACACGCUCUGACGGCGCUACAUCCGCUGGCGUAUGCGUCGCUGGCGGAUCUGAUUCGACUCGCCGCGUCGAUCGACGCAUGGAUCGAGCCGCCGACGCCCGAUAUACCCCACCUGCUAUUCACGCCUGCGCCUGUCGUGAGCCGCGUCGUGCAUCAGCUGAUCGAGUCACGAGGCUCAGAUCCCGUCACGCUGCUGGAUCUCGGGUGCGGCGCAGGACGCGACGUGACCUUUGCGCUGGUGCUGGCCCAGCGCACAUCCACGCGCCGCUGGUACGCAACGUGUGUGGACCGAUGGCGUGCGGCUCUCGAGCGCGCCGCACAGCUCCUAGCUGACUACGCCCUCCUCCCUCCCACGUCCAGCACCGCCGUAUGCGAUGCGAUACAGGCAGCCGAUCUGCUGGACGACGGCUGCGUGCGUGACGUCCAAGCACCCAAGGCCUGUACGCCGCUGCCGCUGGACGCUUGGGCCGCGUCGAGCUUACCACGUGCGGAGUACGACGUGGUGUGGCUCAUCCGGUUCUGGCCGCGUGCAUGCCUCGUGACGCUCCCGAGCAUCGUCGCGCCACGCGGUCUCAUUGUUGUGAGCCAUUUUGCGCACGAUCCCGACCCACGUAUUCCGCGCCGUGGCGAGCCGUAUCUGCGCGAAUACACUUCGCCGCCUAUCGACAAGCGGAUCCAGCGCGGCGAGCUGCGUGCGCUCCUCGACCACUGGGACGGCAUGUAUGGCCCACACGAAAUCCUAGAUGAGUGCAUCGAGCGCGUCGAAGACGGCCGGCCCGUCCAUAGCCUUGUCCUCCGCGUCCAUCUCCACCGACUGUAG